Molecule: messenger RNA, 1812 nt
Organism: Macrosteles quadrilineatus (aster leafhopper)
Lineage: Eukaryota; Metazoa; Arthropoda; Insecta; Hemiptera; Cicadellidae
Product: longitudinals lacking protein-like
Exons: 3
Coding region: 163-543 (126 amino acids)
Biological process (GO): regulation of transcription by RNA polymerase II
Cellular component (GO): nucleus
Molecular function (GO): protein binding
Source: RefSeq, a predicted model, not a curated record
AGUGAAGUUCAGAUCUCAACUACUCAACUCAAUCUCAAUUUUCGUUGGAAAUCGAAACGAAAGAAAAGAAGUCUACUUCUUUACUAUAUUAUAAGCAAGUUUUUGUAUUAAUUACUUAAGUGUUUCUUACUUUAAGUUGUGAGAUUAAAUUCCAGAUCAAAAAUGUCCGACCAACAACAGUUCUUCCUUAAGUGGAAUGAUUUCCAGUCAAACAUGGUCACAUCGUUUAAACACCUGAGAGAUGAGAAGAGUUUCACAGAUGUUACUUUGGCUUGUGAGGGCCAAACGUGUAAAGCCCAUAAGAUGGUGUUAUCUGCAUGCAGCCCCUACUUCAAAUCUCUGUUAGAGGAAAAUCCAUCAAAACACCCUAUCAUCAUACUGAAAGAUGUCCCCUUCAGUCACUUGCAAGCUAUUCUGGAGUUCAUGUACGCCGGGGAGGUAAAUGUGUCGCAAGAACAGCUUCCUGCGUUCCUCAAGACAGCAGACAGACUCAAGGUCAAGGGGCUGGCCGAGGCACCACAAGCCAUCAAGCGGGAAGGCUAGACCAACAGACUGUUGACUUUCGAUUGAGUUGAUUUUGUCGUACGUUCUGUGACUGAAUUUUACCACCUUUUUAUUGCAAUGGGAGCUAUCACGAAACAACACAACCUUUAUUUAUUGUUGUUAAUAUUGCUGUACAGUUAAUUAGUAAGGCGGGAAGGUUCUGUUGUUUCCCCGGUAGCCAGACAUCGAGUGUGGUGCACUCAUUUUCAUUGACUUAUUGGAUUACUUUGGUAGAUUGCAUUUAAGUUUUUCAUUAUCAGUGAUUGCAUAGUUAACAUUUUUUUUGUAGUUCAUUAAAUUGUAAUUGUAUCAAUCUCAUAAUUUCUUGUUUUUAUAUUUGUUUAUUUACUUUGUGUAAAAAUUUUGUGAACAUCCAUACUUUUACUUCAAGUCUAAACAAGAACUAUUUUUCAUUUAUCCUUAUCCUUAAAAUAAAAAUUUAUUUCAUCCUUUUAACAUCACUUGAGAUAUUUACUUUGUAUAUAGGAAUAUAAAGUUUGAGGGCACGCUCAAACACAUUAAAUUUUAUUGCAGAUAUUUUGUAUUUUUAGUCAUACCAAAGAAAAUCACAAUUCUACUCAUUUCAAGUUUAUGUUAUGUGGCAUUUUUGAACCUUUUUUUGUAAGGCAACAAUCCAAACCUUGGUAACCAGAUUUUUGUUUUACCACUGUUUUCAAUAAACUUUGCACUGUUAGCUAAAUAAAAUUGGUUGUUUUUAUUAAUAUUUUUUACAUAGGCUAAUCUUAAGAUUGUUUAUAUUAAUUGAAAAUCUCGAAUUAUUUCUUUUAGGUUUGAUUAAUGAAUAAAAGUAAAGUAAACUUAGUACUAAAAAGACAUUAUAGUCUCAGUUGCAGUUUUUUGUUAUUCUUUAGUGUUGAAAUUAUGCUAAACAUUCCUAAAUUUUAAUGAGAUGGUUGUAGCAAUACUCAUAUAUAUAUAUAAUCAUGACACCAGUUUUAUUGACAAGCAUUCAGCAUAAGGCCUAAAUCAAGGCAAUGUUGUCAAAACAGACCUUAAUUAAAUCUCAACUGCUCUUUCAAUUGAUCUGAACAUCAGAAUUCUUCAUUUUAGGACAAGUUAUUUUCAACCAGUACGAUAGUGGUGAAUGUUUUGUAAAUGGUGAUCAUUUAAAGCUUAAGUUUUCAGAACAGCUCUUCUAAUUUUAUCUUUUUUAUUUUUGGUGGAUAACUCGUCUAGUUUUUCAUGGUAAUGAGAAAAUAUAUGUUAGAGUGACAAUUUAAUAAUAAAAUACUGUAUAGAAAAUAAUAA